This is a messenger RNA of Dreissena polymorpha, 2745 nucleotides long. RefSeq names its product mucin-1-like. The coding region runs from base 170 to 2365 and encodes 731 amino acids. NCBI's taxonomy places the organism in Eukaryota, Metazoa, Mollusca, Bivalvia, Myida, Dreissenidae. The record is from RefSeq and is a predicted model, not a curated record. The transcript is spliced from 8 exons.
UUACGCCCAUUUUUGGUCAGGUGCAAGUUAUACUUGUGAGUCCUGUCCAAAAUUGCUUUACACGGGUCAUAGCCGGAAUCGGUCGCUGAUUCAAGUCCGGAAAUUUGUGAGACAUUUCCGUGAAUAAAAACGACAAAAGAUUGAUGGUGGAGGAAAGGAAUUCGUGACCAUGAAUCCUUCAAUACUCUGUAUUGGCCUAUUGAUUUACGCAGCAGGUUAUGACGCUAGCCCUACGCCAAACGGCGAGAGCCAGUCAUGUUUCACGUGCCACAAUAUCGCAGUAGGGGAUGUGUGUAACCACACACAAACAUGCAGUCCCAAUCAGGGUGUUUGCAUCACGCAGAUCUCAUUAGCUGAAGAUGACGCGUGGGUGACUCGCGCAUGCGCAAGACUCACUAUUUGCGCAAACUCUGAAGAGAACAACGCAGACGAGUGUUACUGGGAGAACCCGGCCUCCUACGGCUUCGAGGGGAAGUGUUCCUUCUGCUGCAGCGGCAACGACUGCAACACCGAACUCCCCGCAAAUUUCCGGUUGCCACGCGAGGAUUCGGAGGACCCAGGCGAUACCGGUGUUAUUAAGCAGCCAAAGGCACCACCAAAACCUGGCGGCACCACACGACCAAAGCCAGGUAGAACCACAGGCCCUAAACCAGGUGGACCUAAACCAGGUGGUACCACAAACCCAAAGCCAGGUGGAACGACCCGGCCAAAGCCAGGAGGAACCACAGGCCCUAAACCAGGUGGACCUAAGCCAGGUGGUACCACAAACCCAAAACCAGGUGGAACGACCCGACCAAAGCCAGGAGGAACAACAAGCCCUAAACCAGGUGGUCCUAAGCCAGGUGGUACCACAAAACCAAAGCCAGGUGGAACGACCCGACCAAAGCCAGGAGGAACAACAGGCCCUAAACCAGGUGGUCCUAAGCCAGGUGGUACCACAAAACCAAAACCAGGUGGAACGACCCGACCAAAGCCAGGAGGAACAACAGGCCCUAAACCAGGUGGUCCUAAGCCAGGUGGUACCACAAAACCAAAGCCAGGUGGAACUACCCGACCCAAGCCAGGUGGAACGACCCGACCCAAGCCAGGUGGAACGACCCAACCCAAGCCAGGUGGAACAUCAAGACCUAAACCACCUGCAACAAAUCCACCAAAUCCUCCUUCAAACAACCCAUCCAACCCACCGGCAACUAACCCUCCGGCAACGAACCCAUCGGCAACUAACCCACCACAAACUAACCCACCGGCAACUAACCCACCGGCAACGAACCCACCGGCAACCAAUUCACCGCCAACAGCCUCUCCAAAUCCCCCAGCAACGAAGCCACCAAGUAAACCACCGGCAGGGGGCGGAUCGUCGCAUGGUAACUCAGGGGAAAGUAGCAGUUCCGAAAGUUCCGAGGAGAGCGGAAGUGGAGGCCGUCCGAGCUGCGGCGGGAAAGGAUGCAGUGGCCGCGAGCCACAAUCUGUAGACAUCGAUGUUAAGAUCCAUAUCGGUCGGAACCAGCUAAAGGGUGGAGGAUCAUCUUGUGAAGAUACUGACCACGGGAAGCAUCCUCAUAGACCGAGCCAUCCAAAAACAACCGCUCAACCACAAACACAACAACAAGCUGUCACCGAUAAGCCUACAAUGGCCCAGCCAACUCACAGCCCAACCAACUCACCCUCAACCCAGCCACCGCCAACUAAUCCUUCUACACAAACAACCACGCCCGAAACAACAACUACUCAGUCAACAACUCAGCAACCAACAACACAAUCACCAGCCACUCAACAACCAACAACCCAACCACCAACCACUCAGCCACCAACCACUCAACCACCAACAACUCAACCACCACCAACACAACCACAAACAACACAACCACCAACAACUCAACCACCAACAACUCAACCACCAACAACUCAACCACCAACAACUCAACCACCAACAACUCAACCACCAACAACUCAAUCACCAACUACAACCAGCUUACCCGCCGUCACAGCUACCGCCUACCCAACAUCGUCAACUAGUAAACCAUUCACGUGCUACACGUGCCAGGACAGCACGUGUCAGAACCAGAAGCUUGUCACGUGUCCUACAGACGAACACUUCUGUCUGACCACAGUGGACCAGAAGGCGGACGGUUCCAGAGUGUUCACCAAAGGCUGCGUCAAGGAACCGGAAUGCGAGGUGAAAUGGUGGCAGAAUACUUCCGGCAAGUCCGAGUGCAUGGUAAGCAUCGACGACGCUCCUUCCGGCCCUCCGAACAUGGCGAUGACGUGCAGCUUCUGUUGCACGAAAGACACGUGCAACGAGUUCGCCAAGCCGUCUGAUCCAUAUGCGUACUACAUCGGGAAGAGCCUCCCGAAGAUACCUUAAUCUAUGUGUAACUGUCUUGCUUCAAUCACGGAAAUUUAAUUGAAAAGCUAUUGCCUUAACUCUCGGUCAUCCGUGCUGAUAUUAAGCGUGAAGCAUUUUAUAUUUGUGUAUGAUCAAUCCACGUUAGUUCAUAAAACGACAAUGAUACAUUAAUCAAAUCCAGAAGCCAUUUUAUUGAAUGGUUCAAAUACUUUCGUAUCUAAAGCUAUAUCUCUUAGUUAUGAUUGGCAUUGCAAUAAUCAUUUUAUGUGAAAAAGAUUUGAUUAUGUUUUGCCAAUGUCACCUUUUUUUAAACGUGAAUCGUCCAAUGCAUUAUUAUGUUUUGUUAAACAAGAAUGUAUUCAAUGAAUUUAUAUCAAUUUAAUAAGUGUUUCCUUAAA